UUGACCCCCAGCCCCUGCUCACCCAGGGCCCCAGACAGCUCCAUACGCCUGCGCUUUGUUUCUUCUUUGAGUCCCAGCUGUUACCUCACUGUGAGGUCCUGAGCACCCGACUCUCGCUGGCUUACAGGGAAGCCCCUGGGAGUCUGAGUGGGCUGGGCCCCCAGGAGCCCCCAGGGGCUCAAAACAAGAGUAGGCACAGCAGGGCAGCUGGGUGGAGGCUCUGGGCACCCAAGAGCAGUGCUGGGCAGAGGGCAGGUGGAGGUGGGGCUGUCCCCUCUUAUGCCACCUCAAGGUUCCGGUCGGACCCCGAAGGGGAAAUGAAUGGAGUAGAUGGUCCCAGUCCUCCCCUGCCCCACUGCCCUCCUUGGGGGUGGCAUGGGGAACAGGCAACCUCACAGCGCACUGAGCCUGUAGUCCCGCCCGAGGACGGCAGCCUGGGCUUGGGGGCCAGGCCCUGUUCCCUACAGGUGUGACCACAUGCUCUGAGCUGUGUACAUACAGUGUGACAAGUCCAGGAGGGCUCUGGGGCCUGGCUGGCCCGGUGCUCUGGUGGACACUGGACUCUUGGCUAGUGCAGGGCCCUGCUUGCCAGAAAAGGGCCUUGACUUGUGUCUGGCAUGUGCCAGACCCUCUGCUCAUGGUGGGUCACAGGAUCUCAGACUGAGUUAGAGCUUUCUGACACAAGUUUCCAGAAUUGGGUGAAUGUUGUGCUGAAUAUUUUCUUGUUUAAAGACAAAAAAAAAAAAAAAAAAAAAGUGUAUUUCUCAGGCUGUAGAAGUCAGUCUCACAGCUAUUCCUGGUGCGUAGGAGAGUGAGCUUUCUCAAUGUUUUCUUGAAGUUUUCUUAAAGGAAACCUCUCACUGGUUCUCUCAGGUGUGGCGCUUGGCUGCUGGGAACAGACAUAGUUUAUCUUACAGAGAACACUGUUUUGCAAGAGGUUUCCCACAAUUAUGGUCUGAGGGAGGGUCCCUGCCAGCUUGUCUUAGUCACUUGAGCUUAAGGGAAAGUUGGGUGGUUUUUUUUUUGGCUGUUGUUCUUUUAUUCUUUCUUUUUUUUUUUUUUUUUUAAAUCUGAAAGCAAGAGCCGUCUGGGAGCAGGCACACGAGGGUACUCACCCCCAGUUAGGGAAACAGAAGGACUGCUGACUGGCGUUCCUGUGCCCCCAAAGGUGGCUGACGGCUUUGGGUGGAAUGUCACAAAGCAGUCAGACUGGGGGUGAGUCAGAAAUCCUUGGGUCACUUGUGGUUUUCUUCAUGGUUUUGGUGUGACUAUUAACUUGUUUUUACUUCACAAGAAAAACAGGUGUUUGGGUGUCUGUUUGAAAUUCUGCCAUCUUGCUCAUGUCCCAGUCCCAUGGCUGCCCCAGGUUGGUACUAAUAGGUAACUUGAGAACUGGGCACCACCAGCAAACCCUUUAGACAGACGGGGCAUCCCUGGGCACUGACGCUGCCUUAAACCCCAGAUCCUGUGAUGUUCGUGAAGGGGAAGGUGCGUUUGCAGUAACCAGUGGUGCUCACUCGUCAGAUCCCUCUGGAGCGAGUGCCCACUUUGGAAGCGUAUGCUCUGACCUUGGCCUUGAUUUUCUACCUGCCACCUGGAUGAGCUGACAGUUCUCACCUUGAGUUCUGUUGCUUUUUGGAUGGAAAUCAAGGUAGCACAUUUGUCCAAACGCUGCUCUGGGUUUUCUUUCUACCUGGCCAGACAUUGCGUCAUCUCCACAUCUGCUGAUGUCCAUUUUUAUGCGCUCUGCAUCGGGGGUACCAGGAGAAUCCCCUACUUCCACCACCUUCCCUGUUCCCAGGCUGCAGUUGCCUUCAGCUUCCCUGGGGCCCUCAAGCCUGAAAGAAUGGAUGUGAAGCUUUCCAGCUCAGAUCUUCAGAAAGGAGAACAGUUGGCUCCAAUCAAGCCUGUUUUGUUCACAGACUUGUGAAGGGGAAGGGGCACACCAGUUUGAACCCUCGAUUCUGGGACUGGAGGUGUCUGGGAUCUGCUAGAAAAAGAUAAGGGGCCUUAAAAAAACCAACAAGAGUUAAAUGUGGCCCCGAGUGUCCCCCUUUUGCCCCAUCCUCUUGUCCCUGCCUUGUAGCUGAUCUGUGGCCCUUAGAUGUGAGAUUCUGCGAGACUGGGGUUUUCAUCUGCAGCUCGGAGCAGGGGUGGUUGGUCUGCCAAACCAUGACUGUCCAGCUUGUCCCUUUCCUGUACUCUGCCACCAAGCCAGGCUCCAAGGCUGUGGGGACCACAAGCAAUCAUGGACAUUCCUGUCAAUGACAAAGAGCUUCAAAAAUUUGCAGCUGGCAGGAAGAAUCAGGGCAGCCGUCCUUGAAUUUGCCUGAUGCUAGCAGCUGGAUGACUUCAUUCUUCACUAUUUUGGAGAGCAGUAAUUCUUCACUGUUCCUUCCAUGGAAUCUCCUGGAUGCCUUUGUCCUCUCUCUGAGGAUGUUCUUGCUGUAGAAACUGAAGAAGAGCCUUAUGUCAGAGAGGAUUGUUUGUCUGUUACUACAGAUGGUGCAACACCUCCAUCACCAGAUCACCACCUCAUCACCACAGCAUCAGCUCCACCAAAGCCAUGGCACACACAACCCCACCACCAUCGCCAGAUCACCACCACCAUCACCAGAUCACCGCCACCAUCGCCAGAUCACCACCACCAUCACCAGAUCACCGCCACCAUCUCCAGAUCACCGCCACCAUCACCAGAUCACCGCCACCAUCUCCAGAUCACCGCCACCAUCACCAGAUCACCGCCACCAUCUCCAGAUCACCGCCACCAUCACCAGAUCACCACCACCAUCACCAGAUCACCAGCACCAUCUCCAGAUCACCGCCACCAUCACCAGAUCACCACCACCAUCACCAGAUCACCAGCACCAUCGCCAGAUCACCAGCACCAUCGCCAGAUCACCGCUGACACUGUGAUCAAAACCCCCAGUACUACUAUGGUCACUGCAGUCACAAGCACGGACUCUAGUGCCACCACCACCACCGUGAUCACGUCACUACUGCCACCCCCAACCCACGCCCCACCGUUGCCCCCGUCAGCAGUGCCGCCGUGGCCGCCAGUGCCAGCACCGUCACCAGCAUCGCCUCCAGCCACGUUCCCGUCACCAGCGCCACCGCUGCACACCACACGCCAUCGUCACCAGCGCUGCCCAGGCCAGCACCACCGUCACCGCCAACACCCUCACGCCACAUACGGGCAAGACUUCGCUGCAGAGGUCUUCAAGUCACAUUUGGGAAACCCUCAGACUCUGAUGAACCCCUGAGGGGUGGAGUGGAAGUGGAGACAGAAGCCACUAAGCAGACGUGGGUCCCGCUCAUCCUCUUCCACUCAGGCUUCAAUCUGAGACAGCGCCAUUAUCUGCUUUUCCUGUUGGAGUUCCUCCUAAAAUGCCACCAAGGUUCCCAGAUCUUAAAACCCACUGAAGCCACGGUGUGCAUAGUGCUUUAUCCCACCAAGGAAUUUUUUCCAGGAAGUGUUUAGGAAAGUGCAAAUGCCCGAGGAGGGCACACACGCAAAGGAGAAACACUGGGUGUUUUUAUCACGGAGAACGGGGUCGCCACGGGUGGUGCUGAGGAGAGAGGCCUGGACCCCACACUCGUGGGCUUGUGUCAUGGAAGACAGCUGGAAGGGAGUGGAAAGGGAGAAGCAAAGGCAAAGCCCGCCUUUGUUUCUGAUGUGCAUUCAGGACAUGAUAGGUUAAUCCAAGCUUGGCACAGCCAGGAGGCUGUGUGGUUUCCUGCAGGACUGUGCGUGAUGACAGGUUUUCCCUUUCACUGCCUGGCCUCUCUGCCCCCUGUGCCCGGCCAGGAAGGUUUUCUGGAAGGGUUUCUCCCUCCACACUCAUACUGGAAUGUCUUAUCCUUGGCGUUGGGGGAGUCUUCUCUCUUUGGGAUGAAAAGUGUUGGAGAGCUUUAUUGGAUAAUUCCUCCCUUGAAAUUGUACUCUCAUUAGAUAGGAAGCACAUCAUGUUUUGUUAAAAUCCAGCCUGGAAACAGAUCUGAAACUCCCAAGUGGGCUGGCUUUGAGGACGAAUUCUUCAUCUUUUUUAAUAUUUGAAAAUUUAUUUUUAGUUGUUUGGUUGUACCUUGUGACUUGUGGGAUCUUAGUUGCCCCACCAGGGACCAAACCUGUGCCCCUUGCAUUGGAAAUGAGGAGUCUUUUUAAAAAAAACCUUUAAUUUUGUCUUGUGGUAUAGCCCAUCAACAACGUUGUAAUAGUUUCAGGUAACGAGCAAAGGAACUCAGCCAUACAUAUAUGUGUAUCCAUUCUCCCCCAAACUCCCCUCUCAUCCAGGCUGCCACAUAACAUUGAGCAGAAUUCCAUGUGCUAUACAGUAGGUCCUUAUUUGUUAUCCAUUUUAAAUACAGCAGUGUGUAUACAGGUCUACCCCAAACUCUCUAAUCCCUUCCCAUCAUCCUUCCCCUGCUGGGAAACAUAAGCUCAUUCUUGAA
This is a messenger RNA of Bubalus bubalis (water buffalo), 4452 nucleotides long. Its product is annotated as extensin. The transcript is spliced from 4 exons. NCBI's taxonomy places the organism in Eukaryota, Metazoa, Chordata, Mammalia, Artiodactyla, Bovidae. The coding region runs from base 2400 to 3263 and encodes 287 amino acids. The record is from RefSeq and is a predicted model, not a curated record.